This is a messenger RNA of Saitoella complicata NRRL Y-17804, 2948 nucleotides long. RefSeq names its product Adaptor protein complex AP-3 delta subunit. Gene Ontology annotation, cellular component: membrane coat; AP-3 adaptor complex; endosome membrane. The transcript is spliced from 5 exons. The coding region runs from base 51 to 2864 and encodes 937 amino acids. The record is from RefSeq and is a predicted model, not a curated record. Lineage: Eukaryota; Fungi; Ascomycota; Saitoellomycetes; Saitoellales; Saitoellaceae. Gene Ontology annotation, biological process: protein targeting to vacuole; Golgi to vacuole transport.
CAAGUCCAAUCCAUUGCGCAAUCGCUACACCUUGUAGUCGAUCUGUCACAAUGGUUUUCGAAAAAUCCCUCUACGACCUCAUUCGCGGCAUCCGCUCCCACACCCCAAACCACCACCCCUACAUCCUCCGCUCCCUCUCCGAAGCCCGCACAGAAACCCGCUCAACAUCCCUUUCCACCAAAACCGAAGCAGUGUUGAAGUUGGUGUAUCUGCAGAUGUUGGGGUAUGAUGUCGGGUGGAGCUCGUUUGCGAUUGUGGAGGUGAUGAGUAGUACGAGGUAUAAGGAGAAGAGGGUUGGGUAUUUGGGUGCCGUGGAGGUUUUUAGGGAGGGGACGGAUGUGUUGAUGCUCACAACCAACCUCAUCAAAAAAGACCUGAGCUCAUCCAACCCAAUGGAAGUCUCCCUAGCCAUAAACGCACUCUCCCACCUCUCCUCCUCCUCCCUGUCAACCGACCUCUUCCCCGACCUCCUCUCCCUCCUCUCCCACUCCCGCCCUCAAAUCCGAAAACGCGCUCUCCUAGCUCUCUACCGCCUCAUCCUCUCCUCCUCCACCUCCUCAUACCUCCGCACAGCAUGGCCACGCAUCAAAGAACGAUUGGAGGAUGAGGAUGGGAGUGUGGUGGGCGCGGCUGUUCAGGUCGUUUGUGAGCUUGCGCAGAAGAGUGGGGAGGGCGGACGGAGGGAGUGGUUGGAUUGUGCGCCGGUUAUGUAUGGGCUUUUGAGGGGGAGUGAGAAUAAUUGGAUGUUGAUUAAGAUUGUCAAACUCUUUGCGAGCCUGAUGCCCCUCGAGCCCCGCCUCAUCAAGAAACUCUACGGACCACUAACGACUUUGAUCAAAACUACUCCGGCGAUGAGUUUGUUGUAUGAGUGUAUACAUACCGCGAUUGUGGGGGGGAUGCUGGAUGCGAGGGAUGAAGCGGCGGAUGAGUUGGCGGAACUGUGUACCAGUAAACUCCGGACAUUUUUCGAGGAUGGUGAUCAGAACUUGAAGUACCUCGCGCUAUAUGCAAUGUCAAAAAUGACGACUCUAUACCCAGCCCUCGUCGCAGAACACACAGACGUAAUCCUUGGCUGCGUCGAUGACAGCGACAUCUCCAUCCGUCUCCGCGCCCUCGAAUUAGUCUCGGGGAUGGCAUCCCUCCGUACCCUCCCCGACAUCGUCAAACGCCUCAUGUUACAACUCCUCCCCACGUACUCCACUCCCCUACCAAUGCAUUAUUGGGUAGAAGUUGUGGAGAGGGUACUGGAGAUGUGUAUGAGGAAUGGGUAUGAGAAUGUAGGGAAUUUCGAGUGGUAUGUCGCCGUCUUGAUUGAUUUAGCGAAGAUUGCAAAAGUCGACGUCGGGGGUUUGUUGGGUGCUGAGAUGCGGAAUGUGUGUGUUCGGGUUAGGAAUGUGAGGGGCGUUGCGGUGGAGGGGAUGUCUGCACUCGUCGCGGAUCGUGGACAAUAUCGGGACGGAGACGGAGUCGGGCCGGAGGUGUUGGGUGCCGCGGCAUGGGUGUGCGGUGAGUAUUCCCCCUACCUCCUCGAACAAAACCGCGCACUCGAUGUCUUGGACACCCUCCUCUCUCCCGCCCCACACGCACUCCCCGCACUGCAACAAGCAGUGUUCAUCACCUCCAUUCUCAAAAUCUACACACGCUACGUCUCGACCCCACGCGAAUGGAACCCAGCAUGGAAGAGCGAGGUGGAGUUGUGGACUGCGAAGGUGUUGGGGGCGGUUGAGGGGUAUGUGAGGAGUGGGGAUGUUGAGGUCCAGGGGAGGAGUGUGGAGGGGUGUGCGUUGUUGAGGGUUGCGUUGGAGCAUGUGCAUAAUGCGCCCGCUCGCAAAUCUGGGUACGACAGUCUUGAGAGGGAUGAGGGGACGGAUGCGUUUGCGGCUGUUAGUGAUGGUGAGAAGGAGGAGGGUGGGGGAGAGGGUCUGCCGAGGUUUGUGGGUGAGGUGUUGGUGGGGUUGUUUGGUGGGUAUGAACUCAAUCCCGUCGCGCAGACUGCACAGAGUCGCGUCCCCGUCCCGCAGGAGUUGGAUUUGGAUGGCUGGAUUGGUGAGGCAUGGUCCCUCGAACCCCCUGAACUGGUGCAAGACGAUGAUGACGAGGAGUCGUACUACGAAGACCCACGUUCCGCAGCCGUCGUCGUCGACAAGGGUUCACCCCACGAAGAUGAAGGGAUCACUAAAGAGGAACGGGAGCGGCGUGCGGCGGAGAGGAGGGAGAGGUUAAAGGAUGAUCCAUUCUAUAUCCCGACUGCAGCUGCCGCGAAUACGGGGUUGUUGAGUGAUCAGGCGAGGGGGGAGUAUUUUGAUGUUGACUCGAUUCCGAUUGUGGAGUUGAGUUUGGAGGAUGUGGAGCACGAGGGGAAGAAGGAGAAGAAGGUGAGGAGGAAGAAGAGGGGGCAUCAGAGUCCGGAGCGGCAGGAGGUGCAGAUGGUGGAGGAGGAAAUGCCAGAGGGAUACGAACCCGAACACGCAUCCACACCCUCAACCUCCACUCGUUCUUCGCGCCCCACCACACAAGCCCAGAAAAGCCUGUUCGCAUUCGACACCUCCCGUCUAAAAUCCCUCGACUUUGCAAAAGAAGACGAAGAAGAAAUCGAAGCAGAACGACUCCGUCUCGAACGCGAACGUGCGGAACGGAGACGGGUUGCGAAGGAGAGGGCGAUGGCUGCGGCGGCGGCGGCGCAGCCGACUGUUGUGGCGGUUGUGCCGGAUGUUGUUGAGGUUACGCGGAAGAAGGGGAAGAAGAAGGGGAAGACCGGAAAGGGGAAGGUGGGGGAGGGUGUGGAAGGUGGGGAGGGGGAGAAGAAGAAGAGCAGAAAGAAGAGGGUUGUGGUGGAGGAGGGAGGGGAGGAGGUUGAGGUGUAACGUGAGGAGUCUCGUUAGAGCAGCAUAGGAAUGCAAGUACUGGUAUUUCAGACAUCGUUUGAUAUAUACGGUAUAACUAACGCC